Penaeus chinensis is the source of this 629-nucleotide messenger RNA. Its product is annotated as cuticle protein 18.6-like. The record is from RefSeq and is a predicted model, not a curated record. NCBI's taxonomy places the organism in Eukaryota, Metazoa, Arthropoda, Malacostraca, Decapoda, Penaeidae. The coding region runs from base 129 to 467 and encodes 112 amino acids. Gene Ontology annotation, cellular component: extracellular matrix. The transcript is spliced from 3 exons.
CAAAGUUUGUCCUCAUCGCUUGCCUGGCAUCCGUCGCCGCUGCCCGCCCAGACACGCCCCGCGACGGCUACAGCUACGAGGCCCCUGCGCCGAAGUACUCUGCUCCUCAUGCAAAGUACGAGAAAGGAAUGCCGUUUGACUUUGCGUACGGAGUAGUAGACCACUACAGCGGCAACGACUACUCCCACAACUCCAACUCAGACGGCAACGUCGUCAAGGGCGAAUACCGCGUCGUUCUUCCCGACGGCCGCACUCAGAUCGUCUCCUACACAGCCGAUCACGAGACUGGCUAUGUGGCUGAGGUCAGCUACGAGGGCGAGGCUCAGUACCCCGAAACCAAGCCCUACCAGCCAGCCUCUGCUUACUCUGCCCCUGCUCCUGCAUACAAAGCCCCAGACCAGACUUAUGGCACUCCUGCCCCUGUUUACGAAACCCCGGCACAUCUCUAUGGAGCGCCAUCUCACUAAUCAUGGAUAAUCAUCUCUAUCUUCGUAUAUUUAUUUCGUGAACUUAAAUAAUAUUGAAGCAUAAUGAAACGCCAUUUUCUUUUAUAUUUAUCCAAAACACAAUUUUGUAAUGCAUAAACCUUUUUAUGAGCUGAAGCAUAAUAAAAAAACAUUCUAUAUGAA